Symphalangus syndactylus (siamang) is the source of this 1651-nucleotide messenger RNA. It is a transcript of the gene SIGLEC7, whose product is annotated as sialic acid binding Ig like lectin 7. Gene Ontology annotation, molecular function: sialic acid binding. Gene Ontology annotation, biological process: cell adhesion. Lineage: Eukaryota; Metazoa; Chordata; Mammalia; Primates; Hylobatidae. Gene Ontology annotation, cellular component: plasma membrane. The record is from RefSeq and is a predicted model, not a curated record.
CUGUGGGGCCUCUUCUAAGUCUUGAGCCCUCAGUUCCUGAGAGAAGAACCCUGAGGAGCAGACGUUCUCUGGUGGCCCUGGCACCUCCAACCCCAGAUAUGCUGCUGCUGCUGCUGCUGCUGCUGCUGCCCCUGCUCUGGGGGAGGGAGAGGGUGGAAGGACAGGAGAGUAACCAGAAGAAUUACCUGCUGAUGAUGCAGAGUUCUGUGACGGUGCAGGAGGGCCUGUGUGUCCAUGUGCGCUGCUCCUUCUCCUACCCAGUGGACAGCCAGACUGACUCUGACCCAGUUCAUGGCUACUGGUUCCGGGCAGGGGAUGAUACAAGCUGGAAGGCUCCAGUGGCCACAAACAACCCAGCUCGGGCAGUGCGGGAGGAAACUCGGGACCGAUUCCACCUCCUUGGGGACCCACAGACCAAGAAUUGCACCCUGAGCAUCAGAGAUGCCAGAAUGAGUGAUGCGGGGACAUACUUCUAUCGUAUGGAGAGAGGAAAGAUAAAAUGGAAUUAUAAAUAUCGCCAGCUCUCUGUGCAUGUGACAGCCUUGACCCACAGGCCCAACAUCGUCAUCCCCGGUACCCUGGAGUCUGGCUGCUUCCAGAAUCUGACCUGCUCUGUGCCCUGGGCCUGUGAGCAGGGGACGCCUCCUAUGAUCUCCUGGAUGGGGACCUCCCUGUCCCCCCUGCACCCCUCCACCACCCGCUCCUCAGUGCUCACCCUCAUCCCACAGCCCCAGGACCACGGCACCAGCCUCACCUGUCAGGUGACCUUGCCUGGGGCUGGUGUGACCACGAACAGGACCAUCCGACUCAAUGUGUCCUACCCUCCUCAGAACUUGACUGUGACUGUCUUCCAAGGAGAAGGCACAGCAUCCACAGCUCUGGGGAACAGCUCAUCUCUUUCAGUCCUAGAGGGCCAGUCUCUGCGCUUGGUCUGUGCUGUUGACAGCAAUCCCCCUGCCAGGCUGAGCUGGACCUGGAGGAGCCUGACCCUGUACCCCUUACAGCCCUCAAACCCUCUGGUACUAGAGCUGCGAGUGCACCUGGGGGAUGAAGGGGAAUUCACCUGCCGAGCUCAGAACUCUCUGGGCUCCCAGCACGUUUCCCUGAACCUCUCCCUGCAACACGAGUACACAGGCAAAAUGAGGCCUGUAUCAGGAGUGACGCUGGGGGCGGUCGGGGGAGCUGGAGCCACAGCCCUGGUCUUCCUCUCCUUCUGCGUCAUCUUCAUUGUAGUGAGGUCCUACAGGAAGAAAUCGGCAAGGCCAGCAGCAGGCGUGGGGGAUACAGGCAUGGAGGAUGCAAACGCCAUCAGGGGCUCGGCCUCUCAGGGUACCAUGAUUGAGUCCUGGGCAGACGACAACCCCCGACACCAUGGCCUGGCUGCCCCCUCCUCAGGGGAGGAAGGAGAGAUCCAGUAUGCAUCCGUCAGCUUUCAUAAGGUGGAGCCUCAGGACCUAUCAGGACAAGAGGCCACCAACAAUGAGUACUCAGAGAUCAAGAUCCCCAAAGGAUUCACAGAGGAGGCAGCUUUGGACCCAAACCUCAGAGGACUGGGAGAUUUCACCCAGAGGUUUGUGAGCAUGUCAUGGUAGGGUGGAGGUGGCGCUCCUGAGGGUGGGCACUGCCUAGCAGAGCAUGGAGGCAGAGAGAU